This is a messenger RNA of Megalopta genalis, 1981 nucleotides long. RefSeq names its product mitochondrial basic amino acids transporter. Gene Ontology annotation, biological process: mitochondrial L-ornithine transmembrane transport. Gene Ontology annotation, cellular component: mitochondrion. The record is from RefSeq and is a predicted model, not a curated record. Gene Ontology annotation, molecular function: high-affinity L-arginine transmembrane transporter activity. Lineage: Eukaryota; Metazoa; Arthropoda; Insecta; Hymenoptera; Halictidae.
UUCGUCAACGAUAGGUCCAGCGAAUGUUAUUAACGUUACUGUCGUAAUAACUUGAUGAUGUCUGUAAUCGUAUACCAAUAAUACGAUUAUAAUACAAGCGCAAUAAUUUCUUUGAGAACGAAACAGUGCGUACUCAGUAAUACGUAUCAUCCGUCAAGUGCUGUAUAUUGGGAUCUUUCUUUCGUCCGAAUUAAUUGGAAUAAUCAACAGCAAUCCGUGGUUCCAUAACGACAGGUGAUGAAAACGGUUGUUAGUAUACUUUUGGAGAUGUAGCGAUGACUCACCGUUUGGCAGAACUACGAAGACACAGAGAGGACCAGAGAAGAUCUUUCAUGGAUCGACCUUCUCUACCUGUGGAAACGAAUCGGUCUUCAACUUGCUUGUACGUCAAUACACUCAGAAAAGUUGUUAAACACACUUACAGAAGUAGUAGUUUUCAAAAUACGCGGUCGCUGUACAAGUGGAAAAAACGCGUGGGUAUCGCAACAAGAAAAAAAUGGCUCUUGACUUCGUCGCAGGAUGUCUGGGAGGAUCUGCCGGCAUUAUGGUUGGAUACCCUCUGGAUACGAUCAAGGUACACAUGCAAACGCAGGACUAUCGGAAUCCCAAAUACAAAGGCAACUGGCAUUGCUUCCGUACAAUCAUUGCGAAGGAAUCGGUAGCAGGCCUUUACCGAGGUAUGACAUCGCCAAUGGCAGGCGUGGCAAUGGUGAAUGCAAUCAUCUUUGGUGUAUACGGUCAGGCACAAAAACACAUGACCAACCCAGACUCCCUCGCAUCGCAUUUCAUCGCCGGAACCAUAGCCGGAAUUGCUCAAAGUCCAAUUUGUAGUCCGAUGGAGUUGGCUAAAACUCGUAUCCAGCUACAGGCGUCAAGUGGUCAAUUUUCUGGGCCUCUACAAUACCUAAAACACACUUAUAAAUGGGAAGGUUACCGAGGAGUAUUCAAAGGCUUAAAUAUCACAAUGCUCAGAGAAGCUCCCAGUUUUGGUGUCUACUUCCUGACAUACGAAGCGAUGACAAGAUCCUCUGGGAACGAACCAGUUUCCACACCGCGUAUGUUGCUAGCCGGAGGAAUCGCUGGAACCGCUUCCUGGUUGCUAACUUAUCCCCUUGACGUGAUCAAAUCCAGAAUCCAAGCCGAUGACAAUCGUUACAGGGGUGUCGUUGAUUGUUUUAAACGAUCGAUCAAAACCGAGGGUUACCUUUGUCUGUACAGAGGCCUCAGUUCAACGAUUCUUCGAGCAUUCCCCACGAACGCUGUGACAUUCGCUGUGGUCACAUGGACCUUCCGCAUAUGCGGACAAGAAGCAGAUCAAACGUCCCAGACAAGGAAACCUGAAACUGUUAAAGCUAUCAGAGAAAUGUCCGACGUAUGCGAACCUUUCCUCAAGAAGUGGAAUUCGUUUACCAUGGGUGCUUCUUACGAUAUAGUAGUUCCUAGAUUCACGUAUUCGACAAUGUCGGUAGCGUCCACUGGUGAUUCGGCAUUUAAACAACCUAUCUUAGGACAAUUUAGUAGAGAAUCGGAAACACAGAUUAAACAAAAUGUCACUGAACAAGUUCGAGCUGAUAAAUGCAAUGAUGUUGCGGAAACUUUGAAAGACAAAGAGGACACUGCUGAAGAAAGUGAUGAAAAGAAAGUUGAAUUGCUGGAUGUUGAUAGGAGCAUCGGUAAAUGUCGUGUAAUAAAGGCAUCCGGACUUCUGAACUGUUCUUGAGGACAUGGAAUCUAUGGACAUGCUGAACAAUUUGAGAUAAUUUAUUUAACGAAUCUGUAGCAUGUUUCUUCCACUGUGAAAAAGCUGUAGUUUAUAUGAUAUACACAUAGAGAGGGUCAAACAAUUUUCUGUACACAUUGAUUCAACCGAUUGAUUACUAAAUAGUUUAAUUUAUAUUAUUAUUUAACCUAAUUGCUUUUAUACCAAAAAGAAAGAUAUUGUGACCAUCAAUUAAUAAAAUAGUAAAACAUGUGAACUUAA